AUGAAGAAGGAGGCCGUCGUGGAGGUUGAUGAGAUCGUGGAGAAGUGCUUGGAAGUGAAAGGAGGCAAGCCAGGGAAGUUGGUGAACAUCCCGGAGGCGCAGUUGAAGAGCCUUUGCAGCGGGGUCCGCUCCGUCUUCCUGGAGCAAAACGCCUUGCUGGAGCUUGAGGCGCCCCUGAAGAUCUGUGGCGACGUGCACGGUCAGUAUCACGACUUGCUGCGGCUCUUUGAGUACGGUGGCUUCCCUCCGGAGAGCAACUACCUCUUCCUCGGAGACUAUGUGGACCGUGGCAAGCAGAGCCUGGAGACCAUCACUCUGCUCUUCGCCUACAAGACAAAGUUCCCGGAGAACUUCUUCCUGCUCCGCGGGAACCACGAGUGUGCCUCCAUCACCCGCAUCUAUGGCUUUUAUGAUGAAUGCAAGCGGCGGUACAACAUCAAGCUCUGGAAGCAGUUUUGCGACGUAUUCAACUGCAUGCCCGUGUGCGCCAUCAUCGACGAGAAGAUCAUUUGCAUGCAUGGUGGGCUGUCUCCGGAGAUUACCAGCACAGAUGCCAUCAAGAAAGUGGUGAGGCCUACAGACGUACCAGACACCGGGCUGAUUUGCGAUCUUUUGUGGGCAGACCCGGACAAGGACAUUGCCGGCUGGGCUGAGAACGAUCGAGGUGUUUCCUUCAUCUUUGGGCCUGAUGUGGUGAUCAGCUUCUUGCAGAAGCACGAGAUGGACCUGGUGUGCCGAGCCCAUCAGGUGGUGGAGGACGGGUACGAGUUCUUUGCCAAGCGUCAGCUGAUCACGCUCUUCAGUGCUCCGAACUACUGCGGCGAGUUUGACAAUGCCGGGGCGAUGAUGAGCAUUGAUGAGACCCUGAUGUGCAGCUUCAAGGUUCUGAAGCCGGUGAAGGGCAAGAAGUAA
Molecule: messenger RNA, 912 nt
Organism: Effrenium voratum
Lineage: Eukaryota; Dinophyceae; Suessiales; Symbiodiniaceae
Source: the annotation of a GenBank genome assembly